Molecule: messenger RNA, 1665 nt
Organism: Lasiodiplodia theobromae
Lineage: Eukaryota; Fungi; Ascomycota; Dothideomycetes; Botryosphaeriales; Botryosphaeriaceae
Product: Multidrug transporter of the major facilitator superfamily
Exons: 4
Coding region: 1-1665 (554 amino acids)
Biological process (GO): transmembrane transport
Molecular function (GO): transmembrane transporter activity
Source: RefSeq, a predicted model, not a curated record
AUGUCCCGCUUCGAGCCCAUCUCCGCGCCCAGCGCCGCGGUCGAAGAGGGGGGUCAUGAGGACGCACCCACACCAUGCCCGCCUCCACAAGCAAAAGCCAAGACGUCGCCGCCGCCCUCGGGAGCGGACCGUCGCGGAUCGGACGCCGAUGGCAUCGAUCUGGAGAAGCAAGCGACCGUCGACGAGGGCAGACCCACCCUUGAGCACACCAUCUCCCAUGUCCCGACGCACGACAUCGCCCACGUCCCCACCACCCAAACCGGCGGCCCGCCCAUCAGCGACGAAAUCUACGACAGAUUCUCGUUGACCCGCAAAAAUAUCAUAACGGCUGUUCUCUCUUUCUGCGGAUUUCUGGCGCCCAUUUCCAGCACGACCGUGCUCGCAGCCAUCCCCGAAGUCGCCGAGACGUACGGUAGCAACGGUACCACGAUAAAUAUCAGCAAUGCUCUAUACAUGCUUUUUAUGGGAGUCUCCCCCAUGUUCUGGGGGCCCAUUGGCCAAGUGUACGGCAGAAGAUGGGCCUCUCUCGGCAGCGCAGCGCUCUUCACUGCCUUCUCCGUCGGCACCGCCCUGGCACCCAACCUCGCCUCCUUCUUCAUCUUCCGCAUCAUGACCGCCUUCCAAGGCACCUCCUUCCUGAUCAUCGGCUCCGCCUGCAUCGGCGACAUCUUCCGACCCACCGAACGCGGCACAGCCCUCUCCUGGUUCCUGUCGGGCACGCUGGUCGGGCCAGCCUUUGGGCCCUUCAUCGGCGGCAUCAUCGUGACGUUCCGGUCAUGGCGCGACAUCUUCUGGCUGCAGACGGCGCUGGGCGGCUUCGGCUGCGUGCUGAUCCUGUUCUUCCUGCCCGAGACGACGCACUACAAGCGGUCGGUCGAGUUCCAGGGCCUCAAAGCCGCGGACAAGGCGGCCAAGAUGUGGCAGUGGACGAAUCCGUUCCGCGUGCUCAGGCUGUACCAGUACCCGAAUCUCAUCACUGUCGGCCUCGCCUCCUCCUCCCUCGUCUGGAACAUGUACUCGCUCCUCACCCCCAUCCGCUACGUCCUCAACCCGCGCUUCCACCUGACGUCCCCCAUCCAAUCCGGCCUCUUCUACAUCGCGCCUGGGUGCGGCUACCUCUUCGGCACCUUCUUCGGCGGCCGCUGGGCCGACCACAUCGUGCACCGCUACAUCCGCAAGCGCAACGGCGAGCGCGUGCCCGAAGACCGGCUGAACUCCUGCCUACCCUUUCUCGGCGGCGUGAUACCCGCGUGCAUGCUCGUCUACGGAUGGAGCAUCGAGAUGGAGAAGGGCGGGAUACCGCUGCCGGUUAUUGUGAUGUUCCUGCAGGGCGUCGCGCAGCUGUUCUGCUUUCCGAGCCUGAACACGUAUUGUCUGGACGUCAUGCAGGCGCAGAGCGCGGAGGUGGUGGCCGGGAACUAUGUGAUUAGGUACGUGUUUGCGGCGCUGGGGAGCGCGCUGUGUUUGCCGGCGAUCGAGGUGAUUGGCGUGGGGUGGUUUUCGACCAUCUCGGCGGGCUUCCUGGUCGCGGCGAUGCUGUUGACGUGGUUGACGACGAUUUAUGGGCGGCAGUGGCGGGACGACGUGGAUGCGAAGAAGAAGGCGAGGAAGGUGGAGGGGAGGGAGAGGAGGGAGGAGCGGAAGCGCGCUGAGGCGGCGGCGUGA